Molecule: messenger RNA, 3506 nt
Organism: Amaranthus tricolor (Joseph's coat)
Lineage: Eukaryota; Viridiplantae; Streptophyta; Magnoliopsida; Caryophyllales; Amaranthaceae
Product: probable pectin methyltransferase QUA2
Exons: 8
Coding region: 1192-3225 (677 amino acids)
Cellular component (GO): cytoplasm
Molecular function (GO): methyltransferase activity
Source: RefSeq, a predicted model, not a curated record
UAUGAAUGAUGCAUCUAGCCGACUAGAAAGCCAUCCACAAUUAUGGCGAAUAAUUUGACCUUAUUCAUUAAUGACGGUAACAGAAGUCGCAAUCUCACAUCUCACCAUUGAACCUAAGUAGCCACUACUUCACUACUUACUAUACCCAUUCCAACACUAUUACCACUUACUAGCAAAACUGAUCUCUUUAUUUUGAUUUAACUGAUACAUAUUCGAAGAAAAAGAUCAUACAAGAUUCAUCAGUAGUCCUACUUUAACUGUUACUUUGCUGAGCUCUUUUAACGUCUUUUUGAAAAAUUAUAAGGUUUGUUCUUUCUUUUUCUUCCUCUAAUUUCCUUUCCAAUUGCUAAUUUCCGCUUUAAACCUAAGAUCUUCCUAAUAUCACUUUUUUAUUUAAAAUUAAGCUUCAUAGUUUACCCUGUUUCUUAAAUUUUUGUUAUUUGGAUCGUUGAUUUGUAUUGGUUCAUCUAGUUGAUCUUAUAUAAUCAGGGUUAAUUCUAUGGCAUUGUUGUCUUUUAUGAUCUGAUUGUUUUUUAAGGCUUUGAUUUGAUCUAGUUCUUACUUUUUCUAAUGCUGUCUUUUUCUAUUGUGUAUUCCUCUGGUGCAAUCUACACAAUUAAAUUAGAAAUUUCAUAAUUUCUCGCAUUAAAUUUAGAUCAAGAAGUUAUGCAUAAACAAUUUGAACCCUUUCGGCCCGUUUGGUUAGUGAUACUAAACGGUGGUAAUGGGAAUGAUUUAUAGCGUAAAAUUUUAUCAAAAGUUACGUGUCAUUCUCUAUGGUAAUGAAAUUACGAAGAAGUUUUUGUUUACAAAUUUUCAUUACCACUUAAUACCACCUCUUCGAAUGGUAAUACAUUAGAAUAGAUUUUAUGAAGAAAAUGAGAUGAUUGAAGUUGGACAACAUCAAGGUAGCCAAGAGAUUUUUCAACCAAAAUUAUACUGAUUUUCAUUCUCAUUACCACCGUUUAUUACAACCUACCAAACGAGCCGUUAAUUGUGUAAUCCAUUCAGACAAAUUGGGAUUUGUAAGCAUAAUUUUUAAGUGUUAUUUGACUAGUAAGUAGAUGUAUUGGAUCAUUGAGAAAUCUGAAUUCAAUUGCUGGAAAUUUUGCCCUUUUAUUAGAUUUUAGGAGGAUAAGAAAACCUGUUGUGAUUUCUUUUUAGUUACACUGUGAAUCAAAUAUUGAAGCUAUGGUAGGACCACACAAUCGAGCGGGAUCCAGUGGGCGACUGCGAGAGGCAGAACUUGUUGGUAGUGAUCCCGAGGAUGAGAUUAGAAGAAAGAAAGAUAAGGAAAUGGGUGAUUUAUGUUCUACAAACGUUUCGAAUUCUUUGCGAAAUAAAAUCGACGAUAGUUACUUUAGAGUAGACAAAAAUAGUGGUGGAAAUGGCAAAAUGAAGCAUCAAUUGUUUAGUUUAGUUCUUAAGCUAGUAGUGGCUAUUACAACAUUCAGUUUGCUUCUCACAUCUGUUAGACGACUGGUUUCAAUAUCGAGAAAACCAUCAGUUAACUUCAUUGGUGGGUAUUGGUGGUUACCACUCCAAGAACAGCUGAUAUCUGAUUUUAAGGAUAUUCAAGAUCUUGCUCUUGGUUCCUCAAGGCUCAAAGAAAUUGAGUUUUGUGCUCAGGAAUAUGAAAAUUAUGUACCUUGCUUUAACUUUUCUGAGGGUGCUCAAGGGUCCCAUUCGGACCGUCAGUGUGAUGGUGGUUCAAGGGUAAAUUGUGUGGUUCUUCCACCCCGUAAUUACAAGUUGCCGCUUAGGUGGCCUGCUGGGAGAGAUGUCAUUUGGUAUUCUAAUGUGAAGAUUUCUGCUCAAGAGGUUCUUGCUUCAGGAACCGUGACAAAAAGGUUAAUGAUGUUGGAAGAAGAUCAGAUAUCAUUCCGUUCUGACUCUCUUAUGUUUGAUGGCGUUGAUGACUACUCGCAUCAAAUUGCAGAUAUGAUUGGUCUUAGAAGUGUCUCUGACUUCAACCAGGCAGGAAUUAGAACUGUUUUGGACAUUGGGUGUGGCUACGGUAGUUUUGGAGCACAUCUCUUCUCGCGAAAUAUUUUAACAAUGUGUGUAGCAAAUUAUGAACCAUCAGGUAGUCAAGUUCAGUUAACCCUUGAAAGAGGUCUUCCUGCGAUGAUUGCUUCCUUUAGUUCUAAGCAGCUGCCGUUCUCUUCACUUUCCUUUGACAUGUUGCACUGUGCGAGAUGUGGUAUUGACUGGGAUCAAAAAGAUGGGAUUUUUCUGGUUGAAGCUGAUCGACUUCUGAGGCCAGGAGGGUAUUUUGUCUGGACUUCUCCAGUCCCCAGUAUACAUAGAUCACCUGAGAGCGAUGAAAGCCAAAAGAAAUGGCAAUUCGUCCAACAUUUUGCUGAAAGUUUGUGCUGGAAUAUGCUUUCACAGCAAGAAGAUACAGUUAUAUGGAGAAAAACCACACACAAGAAUUGUUAUUCAUCUCAGAAGCGUGAUUUAAGCCCUCCUUUAUGUAAGAAGGGCUAUGACAUUGAAUCUCCUUACUAUCAACCUCUGCAUCGAUGCAUUGGUGGAACUCAUAGUGAAAGAUGGAUUCCGAUCAAACAGCACACUGCUUGGCCCUCUAGAGCAAAUCUAAAUUCUAGUGAACUUAACAUUUAUGGUGUCCGUACUGAGUUAUUUUUGGUAGAUUCCUUGAAGUGGAAGUCAGCAGUUCAGGAAUAUUGGUCUCUGUUAUCACCUCAGAUUUUCUCUGAUCAUCCUAAGAGACCAGGGGAUGAGGAUCCUUCCCCGCCCUUUAACAUGCUGAGGAAUGUAUUGGAUAUGAAUGCUCAGUUUGGAGGGCUCAACCACGCCUUGCUGGAAGCUGGGAAACAUCUGUGGGUUAUGAACGUGGUUCCUACAACUGCAAGUGAUUCACUCCCCUUAAUACUUGACCGAGGUUUCAUAGGAACAUCACAUAAUUGGUGUGAAGCGUUUCCUUCAUAUCCACGAACAUACGAUAUGAUUCACGCUGAUGGAUUGCUGUCACUUGAGACUCAGCAGCAUCAAAAAUGCACAAUUCUUGAUCUCUUCUUAGACAUAGAUAGACUUCUUCGUCCAGAGGGUUGGGCUAUAUUCCGUGACACACUUUCAAUGAUUGAAUUAGCUAGAACACUUGCAACCAGAUUAAGUUGGGAUGCUCGUAUUGUUGAUGUUGAAUCAAACAUUGAUGAGCGCGUGCUUGUAUGCCGCAAGUCCUUUCCAGGUGAUAAAGUGUAAACAUAUGAUGUUAACUUGUAUUCUUUUUGGGAAUUAGACAUUUUUUUUUUCUAGAGAUGCAGAAAAAUGGCUGCCUGCUAACUGAUUAUGUUUGGAAUUUUAAAACAUUAUGAGUAGGAUGAGAUUCAAAAAAAUUUUGAGUUAUAAAGACAGAUAUGUUCAAUUAUAUUGAAUAAACUACUUAGUAAACUAUACAUAUGUUGUAUAAUGUAUUUGUUUCAAAGUAUAUACAAGCAUAAUACACAUUGUUUAUUACAUCUCCUUCAUUCUGUCUCUGCUUU